AUGGACCACCCCCACUUCCUGCUGAGGGUCCACAAGGCCCCCCCCCUCCCCAAGUAUUGUACCGUCUGCGUGAUUCUUCUGAACCUGAAGAAGAAUCUACAUCUCCACCACCACCCCCACCACCAACUGAACCUGAACCUGGACCUGAACCUGAACCUCAACCUGAACCUCCACCACCACCUGAACCUGAACCUGAAUAUGAACGUCCACCACCUCCUCCUCCACCUACAUCUCCUCCACCUUCCUCAGAAGAAUCAUCUGAGGAUUAUGAAAGUCAAUGACAGAGUUGGGAGCAACUCCAGAUCCUUCAAGAUGCUGCUGGUCCUGCUCUCAGCUGCCUCGCUGGGCCUGAGCUCAGUUCAGAGCUCAAGUGAAGAAUCCAACUAUUUCUGCAUGGCUUGUACCACCUGUCUCAGUGUCUUCUAUUUCCUUGAGAUAGCCAACUUCUCUAAUCUUGUUUUCCUCUGGAUGAAAUGCAGAAUUCACAAGAUGCUCCAUAACCCAAUGUUCACCAUUGCCUUUGUAGCACCACUGACCUCCUUUCUCCUCUUAAUCCUCUCCUUAUGGUCUCACAACAGCUAGAUGAAGGGUACAGGUCCUAAGGAUCUUAGCACAGAGGCCCAUGCAAGAGCCUUGAAAUUCAUGAUUUCAUUCCUACUUCUGUUCAUCACGUAUUUUAGCAAUACUAUGGUAAACCAUUUGUUUCUGCUGAUUUUAUGGAGCAGCAAAUUGAAACAGGCUUCUUUCUGUGUCCUGAGGAAGCUGGAGUGUUGCAUGAAUACAAGAAAACCUACAUUCCCAUAA
Galeopterus variegatus (Sunda flying lemur) is the source of this 804-nucleotide messenger RNA. RefSeq names its product taste receptor type 2 member 10-like. Gene Ontology annotation, molecular function: bitter taste receptor activity; G protein-coupled receptor activity. Lineage: Eukaryota; Metazoa; Chordata; Mammalia; Dermoptera; Cynocephalidae. The transcript has 5 exons. Gene Ontology annotation, biological process: detection of chemical stimulus involved in sensory perception of bitter taste; G protein-coupled receptor signaling pathway; sensory perception of taste. The record is from RefSeq and is a predicted model, not a curated record. Gene Ontology annotation, cellular component: membrane.